Messenger RNA from Vespa crabro (European hornet), 3058 nucleotides. RefSeq names its product ankyrin repeat domain-containing protein 13C. Gene Ontology annotation, cellular component: cytoplasm. The coding region runs from base 676 to 2037 and encodes 453 amino acids. Lineage: Eukaryota; Metazoa; Arthropoda; Insecta; Hymenoptera; Vespidae. The transcript is spliced from 10 exons. Gene Ontology annotation, molecular function: protein binding. The record is from RefSeq and is a predicted model, not a curated record.
UAAAUCGAUGUAAUUAGCGGCCGUUUCUAUAUCAAUUUUACACCGAUGUGUUUGUUUUACCAUCAUAUUUUGUGAUGUAUUCGUACAAAUAUAAACAGACGAAUUAAUUAACAAAAACAAAUAGUUCGAAGGGUCGAAACAUAGGCCUAGUCAAGAUAAAUUUCCAAUUUCAUGAUGCUCUAUACUUAUCUUAGCAGCUCUAUGAAUAACAAUACUUUUGCGUAAUAUAUGAUACUGAGAAAACGUGCAUUUUAUUAUUGGUUAUAUUAGUAAUAAUAACACAAUGAUUAUUAUAAUAAAUGUAAAUUCUUUAAGUAGAAGUUGCUAUUAAACGAUUUAAUUUUAGUGAUAUUACACAAAAUAUGUAUAUUGCGCACUAUACUGACACAUUAGAUUCUAUAAUAGGCUGAGUCUUAAUUAAGGUAAGCAAUAAUGUCAACACUUUGAUUAAACAACAUGCUCUGCCACUGGGGUUAAAUCAGAGUCAAUCGCAGAAAAGGAUAUGUCAUUGAGAAACUACAAUAUGUAUAUGUUCUAAAUAAGGACUAAAAAUAAUACACAAUGUAAAAAAAGAUUUGGCAAACGACAGAUAGCAAAGAAGUAUCAAUUGCAACAGUUCACUUAAAGUCAUGAAGGCUUGCUUUGUAAAAACUUGAAAAAAAUAUAUAAUAAUCUAUGGUUUUGGAUAAUAUGAUUUGUUUUAAAACACAAGCUACAAUGGCUGACAACACUGAAAGUGAACAGUAUCCUCUUCAUAAAUGCAUCUUCCAAGGGGAUAUAAAAACCUUAAGUUCAUUGAUUAGGACACAUGAUCUCAGCCAAAAAGAUAAACAAGGAAAUACACCUCUGCAUUUAGCUGUGAUGUUAGGAAGAAAAGAAUGUGUUCUGUUAUUACUCGCCCAUGGUGCACCUGUUAAGGUAAAAAAUUUAGCUGGAUGGAGUCCACUAGCCGAAGCGAUUAGUUAUGGUGACAGGCAAACUAUAUCAUCUUUAGUAAGAAAAUUAAAACAACAAGCAAGAGAACAAAUGGAGGAAAGAAGGCCGAGUUUAAUUGCUGCUUUACACCAAAUGGGUGAUUUUUAUAUGGAGUUAAAAUGGGACUUUCAAAGUUGGGUGCCUCUACUAUCAAGAGUAUUACCAUCGGAUAUAUGUAGGAUAUAUAAAAGUGGAGCGUCAAUUAGAAUGGAUACUACUCUUGUAGACUUUAAUGAUAUGAGAUGGGAAAGAGGUGACAUAUCGUUUAUUUUUAAUGGAGAUAAAAAGCCUGGCAAAUCUUUGACUAUCCUUGACAAUAAGGCUAAACUUUAUCAACGUUUGAGAUAUGAGGAAACAGAAGUUGAAAUUGAAAAUGAAGUUGAUAUCCUUAUGUCUAGUGAUAUAAUGGCAACGCAAAUGUCGACCAAAGGUAUAACAUUUACUAGAGCCCAGACUGGAUGGAUUUUUAGAGAAGAUAAAAGGGAAAUGGUAGGACCUUUUACAGCAGACUUUUAUCAAAUUAACGGUAUGGUAUUAGAAAGUAGAAAGAGACGGGAACAUUUGAGCGAAGAAGAUUUGCAAAAGAACAAAGCUAUAAUGGAAUCCCUUACAAAAGGAAAUUCGCAAGGGUUUGCAAACGACGAACCUCCUAUGAGAAGAGCAUCUUUAAAUCCACCCCCAGAGUCGAAUAUUACAUGGGAAGAAUAUAAACUUGCACCUUCAGGACAAUGUCCUCUUUUAGGAAGAAAUAUGGUUUAUAAAGAAAGUAGUAAGCCCUUCAAAGCAACUGUUGCUAUGAGUCCAGAUUUUCCAUUAACAGUAGACAUGCUACUCAAUGUUUUGGAAGUUGUAGCACCAUUUAAGCAUUUUAACAAAUUGAGACAAUUUGUUCUAAUGAAAUUGCCUCCCGGUUUCCCUGUGAAGAUCGAUAUACCUAUUUUACCUACCGUUACGGCAAAAAUAACUUUUCAAGAGUUUUCCUUUCGUGACGAUGUUGAUCCAGAAUUAUUUCAAGUACCGUCGGAUUACUUCAAAGAUCCUAUGAGGUUUGACGUAAGAUAAAUAAACUGAAUUUUUCACAAGGUCCUUUUUGAAGAUAUCAAGAGUACCAUUGAUUUUUUGUUCAGUGGGACCAUAUGCUUUUUUAUGCAUUUUAAACAAAUGCCGCAACCAGAUGAUAUAACGUUUACUUUGAAGUCGGCCUUAAAAAAAUUUUCCGAGCGAAUUAUACUUCGUACAAUUACGCCUACAGAAAGAGAGAGAAAAAAAAAGAGAGAAAAAAAAAAAGAAAAACAAAAAAUAAGAAAAUAAAAACAUAAAAAAAAAUAAAAAAUCACGGAAAAAGGGGAAACUUUUUCCAUAACUUCUAACAUUCCGAAUUGUACAGUGAUUUGGUUGUGAUACAUAGAUUUAUAACUCGUUUAUCUAAGCUAAACUCCAAAACAAAAAAAGUGGACACGUUAUUGUAUUAAUAAACUAUAUCGAUCGGAGAAUAAGAGAUAAUCGUUGGUGGAAAUGACACGAAAAAAAAGAAAAGAAAAGAAAAAAAAAAGAAAAAAAAAGGAAAAAAAGCAAAAAAAAAAUCGAAAAAAUACUGAAAGAAAAAAAGACUAAAUUAAAAAACGCUAUGGGUGUUUCAAAAAAUCAAAAUGCCAAUAAUAAUUAUUUUUGGUAUUUUGAAUAUUGUGUACAGAGAAAUGUCUCAAUAGGAAUUAUGAUAUUGACGUGCACGUGGAGUGGCUUUGGAAAUAUCUACUAUCAUCAAAUUCCUUUUUCUAUAAAUCCGAAAGGCACAUGAAUCGGACAAAUGAAUUCAAAUGGAGUUGAGACUCAUACAGAUGAGCUAUUACAAUACUCCCGAAUUCUAUCAGUCCUUUCAAAUCAAAUAAUCGAUAUCGUCUCGAUUUCGUCGCAUUUCGAGUCACGACCAAACUCAUUCAUAACUUUUGAUAUAUCGAUAUGCAAUCAUUAAGUGAAAGACGACCGUCUGUACUGCGUGUAUGUACCUCGAUAUGCAAUAAUUCUUAAUUUAAUAUUACCUGGUAAAAUGAUCAAUCAAAUAAAAUUUUUUUGGAACUGAAAA